GUGCGUGUGUGGUGAAAUCACGCGUGUGUUGAUCCGUGCUGCAGCAACGUGCCUCGGCUCCUCUUGCCAGCCCUGCAGCCUUCUUUUUAAUCUGCAUUCACACCCAGGCUGCUUUCACAUCUCACUAGGUGUGUAAUUCGAGGGCCUAUUCAACUAAAGGGGGGAUUUUUUUCCCAUUUUUAUCUUAUUUGGUUAUUUAAAACGGCUUUUGGGGAGAUAAUAUUAUUUCACCUCAUCUUUUUGUUUUGGACGAUCUCGAGCCUGGCGGGGCUUCUCGCGUGGGGGAAAAAAAAAAAAAAAAACCUGCGUGAUGCAUCGUGGGCUGGGAAAGCACUAAACAAGACGGGCAUCUGCACCAGGCGAGGAGACGAAAAGAUGGUGAGGAUGACGAGGACGGCGGCGGCGACUUCACCAAAUUUAACCCGCAAGUGCUCGACGGCCAUGGCGAAGCCUCCUUGUCUUGCACGCAAGCUCUUCCUGUGGCUCUUCAUCGCCGUCAACCUCCCCACCAGCUCCUUCCAGACCGAUGACGACGAUGAGGUGACCAACAAAACAUGGGUGCUGACCCCCAAGGUGUACGAGAGUGACGUCACGCACAUCCUUAAUGGCCUACUGGAUGGAUACGACAACAAACUGAGACCCGACAUCGGAGUUAAACCUACAGUGAUCCACACAGACAUGUUUGUCAACAGCAUCGGCCCAGUGAACGCCAUCAAUAUGGAAUACACCAUCGACAUCUUCUUUGCCCAAACCUGGUACGACAGAAGGCUCAAAUUUAACAGCACGAUGAAGGUUCUGCGUCUCAACAGCAACAUGGUCGGCAAGAUCUGGAUCCCCGAUACGUUUUUCCGCAACUCCAAGAAAGCUGACGCCCACUGGAUCACAACGCCUAAUCGCAUGCUUCGGAUCUGGAACGACGGGCGAAUCCUCUACACGCUCAGGUUGACCAUUGAUGCUGAAUGCCAACUGAAACUGAACAACUUCCCAAUGGAUGAGCACUCGUGUCCUUUGGAGUUUUCAAGCUAUGGCUACCCGAGGGAGGAGAUUGUGUACAAGUGGAAGAGGAGCUCAGUGGAGGUUGGAGACAUCCGCUCCUGGAGGCUUUACCAGUUCUCCUUUGUAGGCCUGAGGAACACCUCAGAGAUUGUCAGGACCGUCUCGGGCGACUAUGUGGUGCUGACCGUCUUCUUUGACCUGAGCAGGAGAAUGGGCUACUUCACCAUCCAAACCUACAUCCCAUGCACUCUCAUUGUUGUCCUCUCUUGGGUCUCAUUCUGGAUCAACAAGGAUGCGGUGCCAGCCAGGACAUCAUUAGGCAUCACCACCGUGCUGACCAUGACCACGUUGAGUACCAUAGCCAGGAAAUCUCUUCCUAAAGUCUCCUACGUGACGGCCAUGGACCUGUUUGUGUCCGUCUGUUUCAUCUUCGUCUUUGCUGCACUAAUAGAGUACGGCACGUUGCACUACUUUGUCAGCAACAGAAAGCCAAGUGCCAAAAAGGACAAGAAGAAGAAAAACCCGCUCCUCCGGCUCUUUUCCUCCAAGCAGACGCCCACGGUGGACAUCCGCCCACGCUCGGCCACGGCCAUCCAGAUGAACAACGCCACGCACAUGCAGGAGCGCGACGAGGAGUACGGCUACGAGUGUCUGGACGGGAAGGACUGCACCAGCUUCUUCUGCUGCUUCGAGGACUGCCGCUCGGGGGCGUGGCGGCACGGCCGCUUGCACAUCCGCAUCUCCAAGAUUGACUCGUACGCACGCAUCUUCUUCCCCACCGCGUUCGGGCUCUUCAACCUAGUCUACUGGGUCUCCUAUCUCUAUCUUUAAGAGCGCACGUCCAGCCUUAUCACCGCGCUCUUUACGUCGUGUGGGACAUUUCUUCAGGAGCGGGGACGCCAUCCGUCAUUUUUCAUUUGCGCACUUCCCCUUUUCAUCCCAUCCAAUUGGUCAGUUUAGGCGCGGCGGACGUCGCAAAACCUGUAGCAUUACUUCAAGCGGCAAGAAAAAGAUCGAUAAACGCUGAUUGGAAUUAUUCCUGUGUGUGAUCAUCUUGUGUUCACUGUGCCAACGCCUCAUUUGGUUUUGUUUUUUCGUAGACAAAUGGGAAUGAAGUGAAUCAAACAAGUCAAGUUACAACUGUGCUGUGUCAAGCACUUUAAAAGAGCUCAAAUUAGGGAUGGGCAUUUGAUGAGAUUACUGUUUGAUGUUCCUCUUUUUGUUGUUGUUCUGAUAUUAAUGGGAUGGUAGAAUCUGAGAAUGUUCUGAACUCCCUUUUACAAAAACAAAGAGCGUUACUGAGCAAUAAGGUAAAUGACUCAAACUUGAUUCAACUUCAAGACUAAUUUCACGCUAUUAAGAUUGUACUUUUGCAAAUAUUGUAUGGAUGAGACUGAUUCGACAUCAUCUGCGUUAGUUGCAGCCAGGUUGCACAGUCCUAUUUGGUCGCAGCUGCUUUAAACCCAGAUUGUUCUUAAUAACCAAUUAAUUGAUUAGGAUGCCCGUCCCUAAUUUUCAUUUGGCAAGUAACCAUCUACCAUUUUUACGUGUAGUCAAAAGCGACGACGAUGCCGUUUAUGGACAAGUGUAUCGAUAUUGUAAAUAUUUUACUAUCGCAUAGUGUGUUUGUAUUUAUUGCAUGCACCUUUCAAGGCCAAAAAAAACCAUGCAUUUUUUUCCUGUCGACUACUGCUGAGUAUCAUUCAGGUUAUCAUUCAGACAAGAAAAACAAAAAAAUAUUUUACUUUUCAACACGUUUACUGUUAAAAGGCAGCAUUAUCUGUAUGCAAGAAGAGACGCAAGGAAAGUUAGCCUCUCUGUGCGCUUGAGAAAAACACAGCCGCCACAAAGAAGACCUUUUAACUAAACAACAUUCCAAAGCAGAUGUCAGUGCAGAUAGCCGAGGAUCAUUUGUGGAGCUCACAUCUUCUAAGACGACACAAAAUAGAAAGCUUACUUUUUUUUUUUUUUUCUUUCAAACAGCCUUAUCACUUUGAGCUAAAAGUCACCAAUAUUCAUUUUCUCCGAUCCUUAUGCUUUGAAUGGUGGUGUGCUGAGAGAGGUCGCAAUGAAAGCGUUGUAAAUGUCGUGUAUAAUGUCGUGUAAUAUAUAAUGCACGGGUGGCGGGCGGGGGAAGCAUUUUUUGAUAGAUGAAAAUAAAUUUGGUCAAAAAAAGGACAUUUUUUAAUCAGAGAUGCAAGUAAACUUUCUAAAUGAUUUUUUGCAAUGAUUCCUUCCUUAUCUGCCUUCUAUUUUUCUCUAGUACAUCAGGUUUUCAAAACAAUAUAAUAUGUAAUAUAUUUAGUAAUAUUCAUGACUUAGGGGUUUGGUAGAUUUUUUUUCUUAAACAUCAUACCUAUGAAUUUGAACAGAUGAAACAUUUCACUUUACACAAGGUUGAAAACAAAAGAUUAAAAUUUCUAAAACCUGAUAUGCUGGCGAAAAAAGAAAAUUUUGGAACUCGGCAUCAAAAAUACAUUUAGGGACACGUAAAUCUGUCUCUGAUUAAAAUUUGCUGUUGACCAUUGUAAUCGCACAAAAGAGCGCGUGUAAAUCACACUCUGAUGUUAUGUAUAUAAAUUAGAAAAAGAAAAAAAAGCCCUUUGGAUUUUCUAUUAAAAAAGAAAAUGAAAAGAAAGAAAAGGGUCUAUAUAAAAAUAUAUAUUUUGUAAUUUCAGCUUGUUGCAUUACAUAAAAUUACAAUAUAUUAGACUUAUUUAAUGGCAUAGAAUAAUCCAAGGGUGGGGGGUAUUUAUUAUUUAUAGUAUUUAUUUAUUUCAUGGAAAUAAAUUGUACUUUAUGUUCAUAUCGUCAAAAAAAAAUCAAGAGUGCUUUUUUUUUUGUCAGUAUGUCAAUGGAGCUUUAGCUUAACUUCUCUUGUGUUCUUUCUAUGUUGUGGUUCGAUGUUCUCACCGAGCUCUGUCCCUGUUUGCUCGAAUGUGACUCUGCUUUUUUGGAGCUUCAGCUUCACGGGA
Syngnathus acus (greater pipefish) is the source of this 3971-nucleotide messenger RNA. It is a transcript of the gene gabrg2, whose product is annotated as gamma-aminobutyric acid type A receptor subunit gamma2. The record is from RefSeq and is a predicted model, not a curated record. Gene Ontology annotation, molecular function: GABA-gated chloride ion channel activity; benzodiazepine receptor activity; transmitter-gated monoatomic ion channel activity involved in regulation of postsynaptic membrane potential. NCBI's taxonomy places the organism in Eukaryota, Metazoa, Chordata, Actinopteri, Syngnathiformes, Syngnathidae. The coding region runs from base 376 to 1827 and encodes 483 amino acids. The transcript is spliced from 10 exons. Gene Ontology annotation, cellular component: neuron projection; postsynapse; synapse. Gene Ontology annotation, biological process: synaptic transmission, GABAergic; monoatomic ion transmembrane transport; regulation of postsynaptic membrane potential.